AUGAGUCUCUUCUCGUCCUUUAUUAUCGAGCCCGUUGUGCGCCAUGCACGCCGCUUCUCAGGCGUUGGCGAGGCGAGCCAUGACGGAGCUCGGUCUCUGGCAUGUGACAAUCACGACUCUGCGUCUGCGGCAGUGCCACGGCGGGAGCACGAAACGGACGCGGGCUCCGUGAGCGCACGUGAAAGAAACGGCACCGAAGCACCUCACGGCCGGCCCACAGCGCUGGGCGACGGGUUCCGACGUUACUCGUCGUUCUCGCAGCGGCCUCGCAGCGCAGUUGUUGACGAGGAGCAGAGCCAUGACGAUCUGCCAAUAGACACCCCAGUCGACAUGUCCGCGAAUCCAUCCCGCACCCUCGCUGAUCAGUUCCGUCACCUCGAGGUCGACUCGUCACGCUCGACCACGACUGCGCCGUCGCCCUCGUCGCUCCGUCCCGCCAGCACCCCCAGCCAGCAUGCCAGCGCCAUGGCUGAGCUGCUCCCCGCUGACGAUGGCAUGGCCCAUCUCCGCGAGCGCAUCCACGAGAUCCGCGCCCUGAGCAUCUCCGACCAGGAGCGCGCCCGCAUGAUCCACAACCUCAUGACGGAGAAGUACAACCACAUGCGCCCGACGUCCCCCGCGAGCUUCAUCUCACACGACCGCCCCUUUACCCCAACCUCCGGCCAGUCCCUCUUCUCCGACGUCCACGCGUCAUCGCCCUACUCGUCCACCACCGACGUGACCCCCGAGAUCUCGUACAAUCUCCGCGAGGGCGACACGAACCCCACGUAUCGGCCCCAUCACGACCACGGCGCAGAGCACGGCGAAGACGACGAGGAGGACAGCGCCGAAGGGGAGCUGGUGCUCGGCUGCCAGCAUUACAAGCGCAAUGUCAAAGUGCAAUGCUUCGAAUGCCGCCGCUGGUACACGUGUCGACACUGCCACGAUGCAGUCGAGGACCAUAACCUGAACAGGAAGCUGACACAGAACAUGCUGUGUAUGGCAUGCGGUACGCCUCAACCAGCAGCCGAGGUGUGCAAGAACUGUGAGACAGAAGCCGCAUGCUACUAUUGUGACAUUUGUAAGCUCUGGGACAACAACAGCAAGAAGAAGAUCUACCACUGCCCAGACUGUGGCAUCUGCCGGCGAGGAGAAGGUCUGGGCAAAGACUUCUAUCACUGCAAGUGUCUCCCGCGUGCUACCGAGGGCGACUGUCCAAUCUGCGGCGACCAUCUCUUCACUUCGUCUACUGCUGUCGUGUCAAUGCCUUGCGGCCACUAUCUCCACAAAGGAUGCUACAACCUCUACAUGCAGACUGCGUACAAAUGCCCAAUUUGCAAAAAGAGUGCUGUGUGUAUGGAUCUGCAGUGGCAGAAGUUGACUCAAGCAAUCGAGGGUCAGCCCAUGCCAGAGCAGUUCGCAAACACACGGGCAGUUGUCCAGUGCAACGACUGUUCAGCAAAGUCUUCUGUCAAAUAUCACUGGCUUGGCAACCAAUGCGGUACAUGCGACUCUUACAACACCAAUGAGCUCCGCAUUCUGAACGGGCCAGAGAGUGAAGAAGCUGCCAAUGCGAUACUAGACGCCGACCUUGAUUCGGGCUCGAGAUCGCCUGUGAGCGUCAGCUCGCCCUCCUCCCAAGCACCACUUCGUUCGCCUCGGUACUAUUUCCAACCAGAUGAGCCUGAAGAGACAUGGCUACCAGGUCAGCUGCCCUCUUUCCCUUUCCAGAUGCCGCAGUUUCCUGGCAGACCGCGCAUGCCGCAGAUGCCUCAGAUGCCACAAUUUCCAUCUCUACCGCAGUUCCCACCGCUGCCAAACUUCCCACAGAUACCGCAAUUUCCACAAAUGCCUCAGAUGCCUCAAAUGCCUGAUGCUGCACAGCAAAUGCUUGAACGCGUGCGCCAAUCCUUCGAUGCUUAUCUCAACCCGACGGGAGAUAUUCGAGCUGAAGAUGUGCCCUUCAUCGAUCUCAGCAACGACGACCGCGCCGAACGUCCCGCGACAGACGGUACCACGGUUAAGGAACCGUCACUCCCGCAGUACGUUCUGGAGCGGUUCACGCAGUCGCUCGUGCGCUUCAGGAACGAUUUGAAUCCGGCUUUGUUCGAGGAAAUCCCGACAUUGGACCUCUCACAAGAUCGUGAUCCCGAAGGGUUGCAGUUCUGGGGUGAAGAUGGUGGGCGGCUGAAUCGCUUCGUUGCCGGCGAUGAAGACGAUGAGGACGACGAAGAAGAGGAGAGUAGCAGCGAUGAAAGCGAACAUCAUGAAGACGAAGACGAGGAUGAGGAUGAUCUUGAUGUUACCAAAAAGCGUGGUAAGGAAUUCGACCUGCCAGGUCAUGUGUAA
Molecule: messenger RNA, 2328 nt
Organism: Alternaria hordeiaustralica
Lineage: Eukaryota; Fungi; Ascomycota; Dothideomycetes; Pleosporales; Pleosporaceae
Exons: 2
Coding region: 1-2328 (775 amino acids)
Biological process (GO): protein ubiquitination; ubiquitin-dependent protein catabolic process
Cellular component (GO): nucleus
Molecular function (GO): ubiquitin protein ligase activity; zinc ion binding
Source: RefSeq, a predicted model, not a curated record